AAGAAAUCGCGGAAAGAGCGAGCGAGAGAUCGAUUCAUACAUCAAAAUCGAAACCACAAAACUCAGAGAAAAGAAUGGAAAAGGGAAAGGGAGUGAUGGGAGGGGGUAGAAGAUGGGCCGUUGAUUUCACUGACAGUUCCACCUCUCCUUCUUCCCGGGACAUCCCUGAUCCCCCUGGCUUCUCUCGCGCCUCCCUCGAUCAGGAGGAUUCAGCGGUGAGUCGCCAGAAGAAGGAUGCAGAAUCGAACUGGAAAUCUCAGAAAGCUUGGGAAGUGGCACAGGCCCCUUUCAAGAACUUGCUAAUGAUGGGCUUUAUGAUGUGGAUGGCUGGAAGUACAGUGCAUUUGUUUAGCAUUGGUAUCACAUUUUCUGCGCUUUGGCAGCCAAUUAGCGCCUUACAAGGGGUUGGGAAGGUUUUUGAGCCUUACAAAGACAGUAAAGUAGAUCUUCUUGGGCCUAAGUUACUCUUCAUUGCCCUUAAUUUGGGGGGUUUAGCACUGGGUGUUUGGAAGCUUAAUACUCUGGGUCUUCUUCCUACUCAUGCAUCCGACUGGGUUUCUUCCUUACCCCCUGCACAGGAGGUUGAGUAUUCUGGUGGGGGUGUUCCUCUACGUUGAUGUGCAUGUUUGGUUUAAUUAGGCCGUCAAUCUCUAAAUAGAAUGAAGGAGAGUUACUGGAGGCUGAGACUUUGGUAUUAUUGUUUAUUGGCUGAUUGCUUUUCACGCAUGGCCAUCAUGGACAAUGUGUCACAUUGAAUGUUCAAAUUUUAUCAAACAUUGUAGCUGAAUUUUGUGGCACCUACUGUCACUUGAUGCAUGGAAUAUUGACUCAA
Molecule: messenger RNA, 832 nt
Organism: Alnus glutinosa
Lineage: Eukaryota; Viridiplantae; Streptophyta; Magnoliopsida; Fagales; Betulaceae
Exons: 6
Coding region: 75-617 (180 amino acids)
Biological process (GO): protein folding in endoplasmic reticulum
Cellular component (GO): EMC complex
Source: RefSeq, a predicted model, not a curated record